GCGGCGGCGGGCGAGAGGUUUAUGUUGAAGAUGCUUCCCUAGAACUGAAGACUGAAAUUACUGUUCUCUCAAAAUUUUGGGCGGAUUAUCAAAAAUCGGAGUCAACCACCAAAACACUUUCUUCGGACUUAGUGGCCUGCUUGGGUGCCUUUGUCUUCUGUUCCCCGGCUUCUCUUCCACCAUGGAUACUGAGUCAACCUACUCUGGAUAUUCCCACUAUUCAGGUCACUCCAAAAAGGCCCAGAGACAAGGAAGUCGGGACAGGCACAAAUCACCACGAAGUAAAGAUGGAAGCCGAUCAGAGAAAUCUGUUACCAUUCAAGCGCCAACAGCAGAGCCAUUGCUGGGGAAUGAUUCUUCUCGGGCAGAAGAAGCUCAGGAUGACAACUGGGGUGAGACCACAACUGCCAUCACAGGUACCUCUGAACAUAGCAUGUCCCAGGAGGACAUUUCCAGGAUCAGCAAGGACUUGGAGGACAGCGUUGGCGUAGAGUGCAAGCGCUAUUUUCUCUUGACGUUGGCUGCUGUUCUGGGACUCCUCGUCUUCCUCACCCCUGUUGCCUUCAUUCUGCUCCCGCAGAUCCUGCGGAGGACUGAGUUAGAGCCAUGUGGCACUGCUUGUGAGGGACUCUUCAUCUCUGUGGCUUUCAAACUCCUCAUCCUCUUGAUUGGCACCUGGGCUCUCUUCUUCCGCCAGCCCAAGGCUGACCUCCCCAGGGUGUUUGUCUUUCGCACCCUCAUUUUGGUCCUCUUAUUUCUGCUGGUGUUUUCUUACUGGCUCUUUUAUGGCGUCCGCAUUUUGGAAUCCAAGGACAUCAGUUACCAGGGGAUUGUACAGUUUGCUGUGUCGCUGGUGGACGCUCUUCUUUUUGUCCACUAUCUCGCCAUUGUGGUGCUGGAACUGAGGCAGCUGCAACCAAUGUUCACGGUCAAGGUGGUUCGAUCGACAGACGGAGAAUCACGCUAUUAUAGCCUGGGACACUUGAGUAUCCAGCGUGCUGCUUUAGUCGUUCUGGAAAAUUACCACAGAGACUUUUCUGUCUACAACCCACUGUUGUUAACAGCUUCCAAAGCACGUGCAGAGAAGCACAUGGCGGGUCUGAAGGUCUACAAUGUCGAUGCUGCCCUUGUGGCCAAACUGAAAAUGCAUUUAGCAGAUGGGCCAGAUAACAGUGCAGCGGGGCAGUCCAGGGCCAUGAUUGCUGCUGCAGCGCACCGCAGAGACUCCAGUCACAAUGAGCUCUAUUACGAAGAAGCAGACCACGAGCGCAGGGUCCGAAAACGUCGAGCAAGGCUUGUGGUAGCAGUUGAAGAAGCUUUCACCCACAUUAAGCGCCUUCAGACAGAGGAGCAGCCGAAAGCCCCAGGUGACGUGAUGGAUCCCCGCGAGGCAGCUCAAGCCAUCUUCCCCUCCAUGGCAAGAGUGCUGCAGAAGUACCUCCGCACUACAAGGCAGCAGCACUACCAUACCAUGGAGAGCAUCCUGCAACAUCUGGCCUUCUGCAUUGCCAACAACAUGACACCAAAGGCUUUUCUGGAACGAUACCUCAGUCCAGGCCCAACCCUGCAGUACAACAAAGAUCGUUGGGUCUCCAAACAUUGGACGCUGAUUAGUGAGGAAGCUGUUACAAAAGGAUUAAGAGAUGGUAUUGUGUUCGUCCUCAAGUGCUUGGACUUCAGCCUUGUUGUUAAUGUGAAGAAAAUUCCAUUUAUCAAACUCUCAGAGGAGUUUGUAGACCCCAAAUGUCAUAAGUUUGCCCUUCGCUUGCAGUCUGAAACAUCAGUCUAGCUUAGAGGCCAUAAACAUGUCUAGAUGAUGAGAAGGUAAUUUCUGACUUCAUGCUUUCAGGUGUGUGGUUUUUUUGGGGGGGGGUGUUGCUUCAUUUUUGUUCAGCUUGAAACGCAACAGACGAUGGACCGUCCACACUUAUCUGGAAAGAGAGUGGAGGAGGGUCUCUUUUGACAGAUCUGAAGAGCUCACGGAUUGGGCUGGGCAUGUUCAUUGGUUCAUGUACACUGCAGAGGCCUGUAAGCCCAUGUAGUGUUCUGCUUCUGCCUGCCACCCUGCCUUAGAUCUCCUGGUGUGUAUGUGGUACUUCUGUUCCACCCCAGACUGCCUCUGUAUGCCUCAACAAACAGCUUUUCACAAACUCUCAUAAGCUUGCUUGGCUCUUGGCAGUCAUCUCUGUGGCUCAGUUCAAACCUUAUACAAAGCCAUGGUUUACGGAACUGAAAACUGUGGUUUGAACUUCCAAACAUAUGGUAGGCAGUUCACGGUUUGAAGCAGCCCACUUGCCUUCGCUUUCAGUUCUCCAGCAUUCAGUAUAUAAAUUCAUUCCCAUGUUGCAUAUACUGCCCCAGCUUCUGGAAGGGAAGAGAUGCCUUCAAUUGUGAUUUGUCAAUGCAGACAUUGCAUUGUAUUAAAAUGGUUAAAGCUUCCUUCCCAUGGUUUGUUAGGAUGCCAGAACUGAGCUUCUGUGAAUGGGAUUUUCAGUUAUUGCUGUUGGGCACUAUCUGAUGUGGGAAGAACAUUCUGCUUCUGAAAUAAGGUAAUUUAUGUAUUUUGAAGGGAAUUGCAUCUACAUAACUCUACCUUUCCAAUGAUUGACAAAGUUAGUUUCCCCCCACCAGCACCCUGUUUUGUAGCUGUUUGAAUAAUGACCAAUGGUGUGUGUCUGGUACAUAAAUAGGUUUGUCAUAAUGGCUUUCAUUCCUUUCAGCCUCCUAAAGCUAUACACCUGCCCUACUGGGUUAAGCACCCCUCUUCUUUCCUUGUGUGUAGAUCUCUCUUAAUCUAUUUUUCUAACCUUUCAAGGGUUUGUUCAUUACUCCCUCUCCCUUAUAUAUAUUUAUGCAGUUGCAGAAUGUUUGAGAAGAGUGUGGAGUUUACUGGAGUCUGACCAAUUUGAUUGUGUGGGGGGGCGUAUUUCCUAUUUAAAAGGGUUUUCUAUUCCCCCGGAGAAGAAUAAGAAUUUCAAGUCUCUUUACCAGCACAUGCCUACAGGGGAGGGGAAUCUUAGAUUCAGAGCAGGGAAUACUUUCCGAGAUGCAGACAGUUACUUGGCAUUUGAAACCAAGCUGCAUUGAACGUUUCCAGGAGCCCCAUCACUCAGCUGACGGUGGGAGUCAGCUGCGGUUGCCACUGAUGCUUUUAUCCUGGUAAGUCCUCAGUCAUACCCCAACCUCUCACUUCAUUUUCGAAAGCAGCAAUUUUCUUACUGUUUCUGAGUAUCUCCAGUGCCUGAAGCAAGUGAAAAACCCCACAAGCCUUCAUCCACUCGGCAAGGCAGAAGGACUUCAUGCAUUUGCCACUCUGCUGUCUUUUCCCCUGCACUGGAGUUGCUGUUCUCAGCCAUGGAGAAUGGGUGGGAGGUGACUGGUUUUUGCACCAGCCCUGUCACUCUGCAUGUAGGAGAGGGCAAGCCCUGGCUCUCCAGUGUGUGGAAAACCCGGGGAAGGGGAAGGGGAGUGGGGGCAACUUGGUUGUCAUUCUGGUUAUUUCACAGCUCCAUUUUGGUGGAUCCCUGAAUGUUUCCUUGGCCAUUGUGGUACUGUUGGUACUACUCCAUCCUAGUUUCCAGGUUUGCUGGCAUCUGCUCUUGUUUGAUGAGGGUUUCUUCUAAUCUUAGUUUAUUUUCUACGGAUAUGCAAAUAGAUAAUCAGAUAAACCCUAACACUUAACAGAAGGAGUAGUCCUGUAAACAUAAUACUACCACAAAUUGUUCACUCCAGAUAGAUCCUUCAUAAUGGUGAGCCGUAGCUAACACCGCUUGGCAUGUGUCUUCUUCAGGUGUUCCAAUAAUUAAGAAAAUGAGGCCAAUGCUUGCUUGCUUAUUCAAAAACUCAUACACACUCUCAAGUUCAGUGUAUUUUCCCAUUCCACCAAUGCCUACAACAUGUUAAUUAAUUAUUUGAGGCUCCCUGCCACACUUUCCUCAACUUUUCAUUCACAUCAGGAAGCAGACUGUUUUUUUCUAAAACUUUGGUAAAAAUACUAUAUCUAGCAAUAACAAAUCGGCCAAUUAAUCUUUGAUUCUUCCUCACAGUACCUGUUAGAUAACUACUAAUUUCUUAACAUUUCUUUAAUUAUUAAAACAUGUUUCCAGUACGGAUUUACUGAUCUAUACUGCUCCACACUGCCAUUUGUGGGGGUUUUUGGUCUCUGUUAAUGCUCUGUACAAAUAGCACACACAUUUCUUAAUCUGGCAGAUUUGUUUUCCAACAUGCACAGUUGUGUAAAAAACAUUGCCGGUGACACAUUGCAUAUAAUUUUUAGAAGCCUUUUUGAAUCGGUCUGUAAAUUCUUGGUCUAAAUCUGAAUAUCCUAGAUGGCACAUUAAAUUGAGCAGAGCCGGAAGGUGGUAUUCCAAGCUGAGGACUUCCUGGCUGGCUGAAACAUAGCAAAGGAUCCAAACUUCCCAUGCCGAGGCAGAAUAAUAGAGUGUGAGUAGAAAGAACAGACUCAUAUCCCAAGCUAACAAGGCCCUAAUCACACCUUCAAGGCCUUAUUUGAAUUUGGAGCCAUAGCUAAAUAGUUUGGUUUGAACUCCGUGUUUGGGGCUUCAAGCCAUGAAUGACAUCUAUGCAUUGUGACACUUGUCCUUCUCAAAGCUGAAAAAGAGCUUUCUGCUGUGGAUGUGUGUUUGAUAACCUCUUCAAUUUCUGCAGGGGCUUUAAAUGAGGUAGCCAAGUCAUUCAAAGGGGGUGGGAAUAGCAGGGGGGUACACCAAUGAGAUUUCUUCUUAAUAAGAUUGAUUUCAUGCUUCUACUUCUUCAGCUGAGUGUCAUGCUAAUCAGUUUAGCUUGUGUGUGUUUUAUUUAAGGAGCGGUAGUGCUUUCUGUCUCUUUAAAUUGGAACAUACCUAAUGGUUUUUAAUGAAGGAAAUGACAGCCCUGUCUGGUGUCUUCAUUGCUACAAACUCAUUUUAUGGAAACUGCUGAAGCUGGGUGACCACUUCCUAAAAAUGAAUUCCAUUAAACUGUUUAGGGUUGGGGGGGGGUUGCCUGAUACCAUCUUAACUGGAAGGGAAUGUCACAUUGACGUGUGAGUGUGAAUUCAGAGCCAAAGAGGUCUGUAGCUUGCUUGCUGCAGAGGAGUUUAUUUCAAGCACUAGUUACCUUAUAUUUUCCCCCUUCUCCAGUUCCCUAAAGUUUGGAGGUUAUUUGCUCAGGAAAUGUUGACAUUCUUAACCUUCUUUUGUACUCUUAGGUGACAAAUGCUUGUGAAAUGUAAAAAAUGUAUGAAAGAACCAAAUAGAAGCAACAUUAGUUGCUUUGGAAUUGGGGUUUUCCUUUAGCUCUAAUCUGCACCCUCUGAUUUAGAAUGCUAUAACUUUUGUUGUUGUUGAAAGGAACUCUCCAGUAUGUGCUCAGUUGAAAGUUAUUGCCUGUUCUAACACCUUAGCUGCUUGAACCUGGAUGAGAGGACAAACCUCUCCUUAUUUGCUGGGUAUAUUUACUUUUGCAUUCUUUUGAGAUCUGCAAAGUUUGAAAGAAUGUGGGUGGCUGGGGGCUCUCUGGUUGUCUUUUUUCCGUCUGCCAGAGCUGAGUGUGUGUUUCACUAGACAAACCACUUCACUCUCUCAUUUUCUUGGUGCCUCCAUCCCUUGUUUGUAACACCAAAAGGACAUUGUUGCAACAAAGUUGUGAUCAAUCCUUGCAAAAAAAAAAGUGUGUUUUAGACAUCAAAUAUGCCAUACCGACAGUAAUACAGUAGCAGUAAAAUUACAGAGCUUUUCUGGAAGGGAGACUUAUCAUAUUGCUGCUUUGUGAUGUCCAUUUAAACCAUGCAGUUUUUACGAAUAUGAACUUCAUGCAGUUGAAUCCCAGAGGGCUAGAGCGAAUAGAAAACUCCUCUUCCAGUUUCACUUAAAAAUCCUUUUCUUUAAAAAUAAUUCUUGGUCAUAAGUGUAGCUGGUAUGUUUUUCAAUGUUGUGUAAAGCUUUUGGGGCUUUUUGACUCUGGGCUGAUGUAAUGUUACCACUGUGAGCUUUGGUGUGGUCACGUUCCUCCUUAAACCAGUAAAAUCUAUAUCCAGGAACCUGGUGGGCUGGUGGAUGGCAUGCUACCUUCCCUUGGGAGAUGGCAACUUUGCCAUGGGAAGUGGCCCUGCCACUCGCUUCUUUGACGUGGGCAUGGAUGCAGUCGUUCACAAGUGCUGCGUAAGACUUGACCACUCGUAAGCAGUUCCCAUGCUGCAACUGUAAUUCCACAUUGGCCCUUGUUCGCUUCCACUGUGAUUUGGGUGCCUUCUUACCUAAGACCAGCUGGUCAGUUUGCAGCCGACAACUUGCUUUCUGCUGCAUAGUGCAGACUGCCCAAAGGCUGGAUCCCUGUUUCAUUGAUACGUGCUGACAAAGCAAAUGUGAUGGGUUGUUUUUCUGUGUGGGAACACCACUGUCCAUUGUCAGUGAUUUGCUUGUGCUGCUUUUCAUAUGUUAAAACUUAGGGCUGUACCCCCGAUAGUGUUUUCCUUCUGUGGCUGUCUUUAUACCUGCUGUGGUGACCUCUCUGACCAUGAAUCUGAUUUGGUAUUGGGGGUGUUGGGGGUGGGGAGAUCAUGUGGUGGAAAUUACAUGCAUCUAUGGGGAGGUGUGCAUAGCCAGUGAGCCCACAGAUCUAUGUGUUGCUUUGUAGGGUUAUGUGACUGAGUCCAUAACCGUUACAAAAAAAUGUUCUGUCUGAGUUAGUUCUUGUGUGAACAGAUUAGUGUAACCACCCUCAUCCCACCUAUGAAAAACCAAAUAUAGCUGACACUGAAAACUGACUUUGAGCAGGGAACUGUAGUCUGAAUUCCCAAAACGAUUUGGGCAUCCUGUCCAUUUGGCAUACAAGGUGUUUGCCUGGACAGGAAAAUGAAUGUACAGAUUGGAGGGAGACAUGGAGGAGGGGAAGGUUUUGUUUCAUAUGGUGUUGACAUUUAUUCCUUAAUUUCUACGUCACACCUGCCGCAGUUCCCUACACUGUCCUUUCUUUCCACUUAGAAACACCACACAUGUAUUCGGGGCUGCAACCCUAUUUACUUUGCCACAGGAUCUCACAAGUUGGGGAGUAGCAACAAUUCAUGUGCUUGUUGUAGAAGAGAGAUAUAUAGGAAAUUAACUUAAGCGAAACAGCCAUAUGCAUUCUGAAUAAUGCUCAAAAUUGGGACCAGGACAAACACACACAACUGGGAUCCCAAUAAUAUGGUCAUCUUGAGCGAUGGCCAGCAGUCAAGCAAUGUUUUGUGGCAGACAUUAUCUGUGUGAAUCGGUGCCUUCACGCAGAGUGCUGUAUAUGCCAACACAGCGAUUUCUGCUGUGUUAGUGGCACUUCUUGGAAACAGCACUAUCACAGAAAUUGGUGCAGAACCCAUGUGGAAGUUUACACACCUCCAUGUGAACAUGCCCUGCAUCUUCCUGAGGUGACUGCAUGCAUGUCCCUUGGUGGUUUCAGGUUUCCCUGUCACAAAAGACUCCAUGAGUUCCCUUUCAUGGAAGUUAGACUUCACACCCAACCACCAGCCUCUUUGAGGCUCAUCAUUUACAUUAAUGGCAUGAGAAACAAUGGCUUUGAAAUGAUGGGAUCAACUCCAUUAAUAUGCUGCUUAAAUGGCAGCCGAUGGCAGCCGUUAACACACGGUCACCGAUUUCACAAAUUACACCAAAUUACCAAGCAGCAACUACUGUGUGAAUAAUGUCAUGCCAUAAGCCUAUCCAUAUUGUUCAUAAAAUAGCUAUUAUCAGAUGUGGGUCAGAUACAGGGGUUCUUAAAGUAUGCUCAAACACACUGGCUGCUGUGGUAACCAAAAACUCGCUUUGCUGGUGCUGACCAGUCCUUGGGGGAGACAGACAAUGUCAGCUUCUCCAGAUGUUUUGACGUGAGGCCACCAGCUUUUCCCCAACUGCAACAAACAUGUGGAAACCACACUUGACUCACUUGGCUGCUUUGGUCUGCUGCUUACACAGACCUAACUGUGAAGUAUUGUAAUUCUCCUCAGUGCCUGUUGUUACCUAAUUUAAUCCAGCAUUAUUGUGUAUUGGGAGCAGGUAUUUUCUGCUGAACACUCCCCUCCCUUGAUCACUGUGCACUGUUCAGCCUGACAACCUUUUUCUGUACAAAUUGUAUUAAGUAUGACAGUCUAUUUGUCCCUGGUAUUUUUUUUUAAGACAGCUUCUCUGCACACGUAACUUUAAUGUCAAAUAUAUAUACGGUGUGAUCUUCCUUUUUUUUGUUUUCUAAUUGUGGAUUGAAGUAAAUUAAGUGGAAUUCCUAAUUGCCUGUAACACUGAAUGUACUGUGUGUCAAACAUGAACAAGUGUUUGUAAUGAAACUGGUUCUUGAUAGCUGUUUUUAAAAUUGAAACCCUUUUACACUUUGCAUAUUUGUACAGUUAAUUUGAAAUAAACCGGAAUUGGAAAUUUUAA
Messenger RNA from Podarcis raffonei (Aeolian wall lizard), 8405 nucleotides. RefSeq names its product VANGL planar cell polarity protein 1 (gene VANGL1). The coding region runs from base 182 to 1789 and encodes 535 amino acids. Gene Ontology annotation, biological process: multicellular organism development. Gene Ontology annotation, cellular component: plasma membrane. The record is from RefSeq and is a predicted model, not a curated record. NCBI's taxonomy places the organism in Eukaryota, Metazoa, Chordata, Lepidosauria, Squamata, Lacertidae. The transcript is spliced from 9 exons.